Messenger RNA from Aspergillus costaricaensis CBS 115574, 1789 nucleotides. RefSeq lists its product as uncharacterized. Lineage: Eukaryota; Fungi; Ascomycota; Eurotiomycetes; Eurotiales; Aspergillaceae. The transcript has 2 exons. The coding region runs from base 376 to 1728 and encodes 450 amino acids. The record is from RefSeq and is a predicted model, not a curated record.
CUUCCCUCAACUCAUCACCUCCGUCGAGGUCAGUCUCUCAUCGAAAGACCCUUUUCUUUCACCUGACAAUGGUCUUCGUAAUGAUCGCUGUCGACUGAUUCUGCUCCUCUUGGCGCCCGCGACCCAUGCGGCCAUCGCAGACUUCCAGCUGACCCGCGCCGCCUCUCUCACCUGAUAUAACCUCGUCCAUCUGUCGACUCGUUUGUCGUCAUCGUCCUUCCCCAACGCUGGAUAAAAUGGUCUCGCUGAUAAGGUCGCGAAACUCGGGCAUUCCACCCGCAAAACGCACCCAUCACUUCGACAUACCAUAGCACUUUUUCUCUCGACCUCCUCCUCCGCACUCCUUUCUGAUGGAGAUCCAACAACAAUAUCGCAAUGGGUAUUCGGGAUGACCGCGAUGGAGGAGAAACACCAUCCUUCACCAUGGCACACCCUACAAUGGCCAUGGUGACAAUCGACCGUCCUGCCGCUCCAGCGCCGGACUCUUCGUCCCCCCUGAAGCCAGCCGGCCAAGCUAAGCAACCACCCUCUGACCCAACAGCCACCCCGGACCCCAACCUUGUCAACCCCCGUCUCCUCGUGAAUGGCGCUUGUAUCUACGAGCGACACCUUCCAGGCGAUGCGUACAUUACUGCACACGUGCAGCGUCUUCAGCACGGGUUCUACGCCAGCCCCGCCGUGUCCAACCAAGAUCACAACCACGUGGACUUCCUCGGUAUCACCUUCGUCUUCCACUCGCCCAAUACACUCUCCCAUCGCUUCAAAGCAGCCACCAUUCGGGCCUCUGUUCAGAGCGCAAGGGAGCAGUCAUCGUCAAGCAACCGGACCCGCCAUCCCCGCUUCCUCAUGCAUGCCCCGCACCUCCUCUACGGCGCCGUUUCCCCUGAAACCCUACAAUGGAACUACAGCCUCAGCGGCUCGCUUGGAGUUUCUGACCUCCCUCUCGUCGCGAGUCUCUCACCCAGCGGUGGCAUGAACGGACGUUAUAAGCGGUAUGAGAUGAUGCGGAUCCAGGGGUCGGUGCGAUCGCUCAGAAGCCCGCGCGGCCGAGCCUUCGACGUUGAGGGCGGCGAGAUCGUGUGGACCCUGGAGGAGAACAACUUGCAGCGAUCGGGCCUGCCGCGCGAGUUCACCUUCGCCAUGCUGAUCUCGAAACCCCGCGCGGAGAGCCGAGUUCAGUUUGCGCUGGACAUCGAUCCAGUCGUCCAAUGCUGGUGGUCGAGUUACCCGGGGCCCCUGCUAGCCCUACCGCGAUACAAGCCCGUGCGUCGACGGCCGGUGGAUUUCCGGACAGAAGUGGGCCAGCGUUUCGAGCCCCUCACGGCAGACAAGGGGUUCAACUUUGCGGCCCUAGAAAGCUCGUUCGAUGAUUACGUGCAUAUGCCGGGGCGGAAGUUUUCAUCUGGCAUCUCCCCGGACGGCGGAAUCGCACAAGACGACAACGAAGUCCGACGCGACGUGACCCGCGAUUGGACGAUGAUCGAACCGUUGCGUGGAGUUAACAAGAUCCCCGCCUUGCUGCCGGGCAAAUCGGGACUCAACCCCAACCAGCCCAUUCCUGCAAUACCGGGAUUCGACCCGGGAAGUUUCACAAUGCGAUUACUGUUGGAUAAUGCACAUGGGUCAAGCAGCAGGUACGCGCAUGUGACAUCGGAAGUGACCAAUGUACGAAAUGGGCAGCGAACCGAGCGACGAAUGGAGCGACGAAGCAAGGGAAAUAAUAAAUAGCAUUUUAGCAUGGAGUUGGCUGUCUGAUUUGAUUGUCUUGUCUCUGUUAGCGACUAGCAUG